Molecule: messenger RNA, 2374 nt
Organism: Setaria italica (foxtail millet)
Lineage: Eukaryota; Viridiplantae; Streptophyta; Magnoliopsida; Poales; Poaceae
Exons: 2
Coding region: 161-2131 (656 amino acids)
Source: RefSeq, a predicted model, not a curated record
CCAUGGCGGAGGCCCCACCCUCAUCACUAAUCACCCCCCAAAUCCACCACCCCUCCCUCUCCGUCUCAUCGGAUCCCCGGCAGCGCGAGGGGCGGCGCAGGGCACGCGACGCUGCCCCCGCCACCGCCCGCUGCAGCCCCAGCGGCAUUUCCUCGAGCACAUGGCGCUCGUGCCCAGCGGCGGCGCGGGCGCGGGCAAGGACGAGGCCGCCCUCGGCCUGCCGUGGUCCGAGAUGUUCCGCUCCGCCUCGCUCCGACGGCCCAAGCAGGGGGCCGACGACACGCCGCCUAAGAAGCCGCCGCCUCCGGCGCUGAAGCCGGCCUUGAAGGAGGGGAAGGCCAAGCCGGCGGCAGCGGCGGCGGGGGCGGGGGCCGGGCCCGACAUCGCGGGACUGUCGCUGGAGCCCGACGCGCGCCUGGCGCUCUACAUCGCCAUGGCGCACGCGGGGCUCGCCACGGCGCUGCUCGUGCUCUAUGGCCUCUACCUCCUGCUCGCCGACUUCCUCCGCCCGCUGCAGUGGGCGCUGCUCUGCUCCGUCCCGCUCCGCGAGACGCAGCGCGCGCUCGUCGCCUUCUGGGAGCCCCCGCUCCGGGGCGGGCUCAGCGCUGCGGUGCUCGCGCUCCCGCUCGCCGCGCUCCGCUCCUCCGCCGCCACGCUCGCCGACGCGCGCGCCGCGCUUCUGCGCCGCCCGCUCCCGCACUCCCCCGCGUUCCCGCGCCUCCUCCGCUGGCUCGUCUCCUUCUUCUUCUUCCUCGUCCUAUUCGAGCGCCUCGGCGCCGCCGCCGCACUGCUCUUCCUCGCCCUCGCUCUCGCUUUCUGCGCCGCGACCCCCAAGCUCACCCGCGCCGCCUCCUCGCGCAUCUACAGCCGCCGCCCCUCCUCGCGCGGCCUCCUAUUAACUGGAGGCAUCCUGCGCCACCUCAAGACGCUCGUCGCCGUGGGCCUCAUGCUCGGCAUGAUCGCCGGGUUCCUAACCGGCAGCAUCUUCUUCUCCUACCAGAUUGGGCUCGAGGGCAAGGACGCCGUCAUGUCCCUCAAGUCCCAUGUCGAGAAGGGCAACUACUCCGAGAAGAUUGGGCUCAAGAAGUGGCUGGACGACAAUGACAUCCCUGGCUUGGUCGAUCAGUACUCCGCCAAGAUCUAUGACACCGUCUGGGAGCAGGUCGACCAAUUGGCAGUGCAGUACAACCUUACCGAUUUCACUAGCGGAUUCCGGCAUUUCUUGAUCAGCCAAUCAGUUGACCCAAAGAGCAAGGCGCUCAUCAGUGCCAGACCGCACCCAUACUCAAUGAAGUUGCAAUCAAUUGCUGCGCGUGUGAAGAAAAGGGAGUGGUUGGAGAUUUACAUGGAGCUGGACUCGUUCUUUAGGGAGCUAUUGAUCACAAGGGAGGAUUUGGUGGUCAAGGCCAAGGAGCUGGCUUUGCAGGGAACGGAAAUUGCAAAGAGGCUGCUGUCAAGCAGCACAUCAGUGCUCGGUGGUAGUGCCAAUUUGAUGUUAUCCGUUGCUCUCCGCAUUGUCUCAGGUGCAGCUGAGGUGGUCAAUUUUCUAUCGCAGUUGAUGGUCUUCUUGUGGGUGUUGUAUUACCUCAUUACUGUAGAGGGAGGUGGAGCUACGGAGCAGAUCAUUGAUCUUUUACCAGUGUCAAAACAAGUAAAGGACCGCUGUGUUGAGGUCAUCGACCAUGCCAUUAGUAGUGUCUUGUUGGCCACUGCCAAGAUUGCCAUAUUCCAAGGAGGCCUGACAUGGCUCUUGUUCAAGUUCUUCAAGGUGCACUUUGUGUACACAUCAACUGUGCUUGGAUUCAUCAGCGCACUUGUGCCAAUACUUCCAUUUUGGCUGUCCUCAAUAUUCGCUGCAGGGCAGCUGCUCAUGGAAGGUAGAUAUGUGCUUGCACUGGUGGUAACUGUGAUACACCUCACACUGAUGGAUUAUGGCACAACUACCAUUCUGGAGGAUAUACCUGGGUACAAUGGAUAUCUCACCGGCCUCAGCAUAAUUGGUGGCAUGACUCUGUUUCCCAAUGCUUUGGAGGGAGCAAUAUUAGGUCCCCUUAUAAUGACAGUUGUCAUAGCAUUGAAGAACUUGUACACAGAGUUUGUGCUUGCUGAUGCAGAGGAGACCAGCAGCUAGCAUCAGAUCCAAAGCUAAAUUACUUGUAUUUUGAGAGAAGUACAUGUGUAGGAUUUUUUACCUGCUAUAUUUACAUGAUGGUUUUGCUCUUGUAUUGUACCUGAGAGUAUAUGCACAGCCAUUGCAGCAGUUGUGAUCCAUUCCUUCUUGUUGCAACCUGCCCUCUCUGUAGCUGUAUUUAAUAUAUAUUGUCGUUCCAGAGAUUUGGUUUCGAUAUCUGCUUCGAAUGGCCUCUUUGUCCAA